Messenger RNA from Lytechinus variegatus (green sea urchin), 1689 nucleotides. Its product is annotated as hippocampus abundant transcript 1 protein-like. The coding region runs from base 160 to 1656 and encodes 498 amino acids. Gene Ontology annotation, biological process: transmembrane transport. Gene Ontology annotation, molecular function: transmembrane transporter activity. Lineage: Eukaryota; Metazoa; Echinodermata; Echinoidea; Temnopleuroida; Toxopneustidae. The record is from RefSeq and is a predicted model, not a curated record. Gene Ontology annotation, cellular component: membrane. The transcript has 11 exons.
AUCCGGAAGUGACAUGCCUCAGAGGUCAAAUGCAUAAUGCAUGCAUAUCGUGUGUAACAUGCAAUGCGAAGGAAAACAACAAUGAACGUAAGGAGGUGACAAACAUCACAAUUUUUAUUACUUUUUCUUGCUCUCAGAUGAAAACAAGAUAAUACCUAAAUGUUGGAAAGUCAAUCAAACAUGCCGAAGAAGAGAAAACGGCCAGCGAUGAUCCGGACUUCUUCAAAACAGAGAAAAGAUGGUGGGAGAACGGGCAUUGGUGAACCAAGUCUGUACCACGCUCUCAUCAUCAUUUUCUUAGAAUUCUUCUCAUGGGGACUGUUAACAACCCCGAUGCUCACGGUGCUGCACGAGACAUUUCCAGAGCAUACCUUUUUAAUGAAUGGACUUGUCCAGGGUGUAAAGGGGUUUCUUGCAUUCCUUAGUGCCCCAAUGUUGGGGGCGCUGUCUGAUGUCUGGGGACGUAAAUCCUUUCUCCUGUUAACUGUGUUUUUUACCUGUAUGCCCAUUCCACUUAUGAAAAUUAGUGCCUGGUGGUUCUUUGCUAUGUUGUCAGUAUCGGGUGUAAUGUCAGUGACGUUCUCGUUAAUAUUUGCAUAUGUAGCAGACAUAACACCAGACUCGGAAAGAAGUUCAGCAUAUGGACUGGUUUCAGCGACAUUUGCAGCCAGUCUCAUCACAAGUCCAGCGUUAGGGACGUAUUUAGCCACGAUAUAUGGGGAUAGCUUUGUAGUAUUUCUUGCCACCGCAAUAGCCCUGUGCGAUGUUCUCUUCAUAUUAGUAGCCGUACCCGAAUCGUUACCCGAGAAGGUUCGAAGAGCAUCGUGGGGUGCUUCAAUAUCAUGGGAGCAGGCCGACCCAUUCACGUCACUUCGGAAAGCCGGCCAAGAUUACACCGUAUUAAUGUUAUGUAUAGCAGUAUUUUUAUCCUACCUACCUGAGGCAGGCCAGUACUCAUGUAUGUUCCUUUAUCUUAGGAUGGUCGGUGACUUUUCACCAGCGGAAGUUCCGGCAUAUAUAGCUUUAGUUGGAGUAUUAUCAGUAUUUACUCAAACAUUAUUAUUAGGAUUUUUAAUACGAAACCUGGGUCACAAGCACACGAUUAUGGUUGGUUUGACGUGCGAGAUGUUAGAACUGAUGUGGUAUGGUUUCGCCUCUCAGCAGUGGAUGAUGUGGGCUGCGGGGGUCAUCGCUAGCGUUUGCAGCAUCAACUUUCCAGCCAUCAGCGCCAUGAUAUCGCACUGUGCGGACCAAGAUAAACAAGGAGUGGUACAAGGUAUGGUAACAGGGAUACGCAGUCUGUGCACAGGACUAGGACCGGCUCUCUUCGGUGUCAUCUUCUAUUUCUUCAAUGUGAACCUAGAUAUUGAUGAUAAUACCGAUGAUAAAAAGGAGGAGGGUGUGAUGGAGAACCCCAUGCAAGAGAGCAUCAUGCCAGGACCACCGUUCGUCUUUGGCUCUCUUCUAGUCCUCAUCUCGCUCCUCGUUGCUUAUUUCCUGCCAAACGUCCAGGAGCCCAGCGUGGCCCCGCCCCAAUCCCCGUCCCUCCAGUUAGUCGCCCUCAAGACCCCGGUCGACGACAUCUCGGUACCUCUCUUAACGGACGAGGACAGUAUCGGUAUCGAGCCAUCGGCAGUGGACCCUCUAAAUCCUUGAGGAUACCAGAUUGUGCUAGUACAUCAUCACAAA